CAAUCACUUUAUAAACGAUUGGAGAUCUUCAUUCUAUGUCAUUCAACCAUCGUCCUCUGACAGAUACAGAAAUGUGUGGUGCACUGAAAAUAUCAGUUUGCUUUGCUCUAGUCUUUGGGACGAUAGUGUCUGCAAAUGAGAGAGUCAAAAGAUCAGGUUUGAUAGAUUUGGGAACGUCUGUCUUGCUGCCAUGGGAAUCAUCUAACAAUGGAGGACUUAAUAAGGCUUUUAACACAAUACUAGGCUCUGAGAUUUUGAGAGGAAGAAAUAUCGAUAAUCAGAAUGAAAGAAAUGAAAUCUUACAGAGACAAAGAGAAUUGGGCAUGCGUUCCAACGCAUAUAACAGCAUAAAUCAAAACCAAGCUCAAGGUGCUGUUGAUUCAUAUCUCAUUCGAGAUACACUAAGGCAAUACAUUACUGAUAGAAACGUUCGAGGAGGAUUACAACAACAAAGAGGUUACUCAGGUCUAGAUGCUCAGAGUUUACUCGAUUCCAAUCCAUCAAUAGAUGAACAAGCUUGGACUGGUAGGAUCCAAAACUUAGUCCAGACAAGGAACCAAAUAGGAAACAAUCAGUUAACUCAACAAAAUUCAGAACUUGUUGACGGCCAAUCAAAUACACAACCUGAUGUCCUCUCCUUGAGAGGCCAACUCAACAGAAACAGAAAAGGACUCAUAGGUUCUAACAGGUUGAACAGAUACAGACAAGGCUUAGGAGUAGAACUUUCUGGAGCAAAUGUACAACAACAAAAUUCUUUGGGAUCUUCACUACCACAAGUAGGUGAAAUUUUAAGGAACCAAGGACAAGCUAGAGAAGUUAAACAGUAUUUGGUUAGAGAAAAUCCUGAAGAGACAGAACAAGUAGAUAUUCAACAGGACAAUCAGGAUACAACUCAGGAAGUUAAUUAUAGAGAUAAUUCAGUCCAGUCGUUAAGACCAAUAGACAAUCAGCAGUUGAACAGACCUGUUACACAAGAAAUAAUUUCUGGUGACAACUAUGGACAGUAUCCCCUCAAUGCUGCAUGGAGAUCACAGCAACAACCUGCCGAAUUUGGUGAUUCAGGGCUCGGAACCAACUCAGAAUUAGUUCAGCUUCAAAACCAAGAAGAUCCAAACCAACAAGUCCGAAAUUCUUACACUUACGGUGAACUAAGUGCCAAAAUCUGGAAUGUGAUCAAAUCAAACCCAUCCAUGAUUUCCAACCUUGGAAAUUUGAGGGAACAACUUUUGAAUGGAAACAAUUCAGGAAAUGAACAGAUGGGCCAACUUAAAUCUUUACUGCAAGAAGCCCGUAACAGAAAUGUUUUCAUUCCGAGGAAUAACGUAGAACAAUCACUUGGAGAACAAGAACGCAAUGCGUUUGUAAGAAAUCUCAUUGAUGCCGUAAGCAAGAACAACGGUCUCUCAAUUCGUUCAAACCCUAGGGCUCAAAAUGUAUAUAGGGGAAGGAAGGCUUGAAAAUCAUUGUUGUGUCUUGUAUUUGGAUAAUCAGAAUCUUGAAUGCAAUGUAUUCGACAAAAAUGUUUCUUUCUGUUAUUAUUUGCAAUUAUUGUAAUUUGUUUAUGUUU
Messenger RNA from Harmonia axyridis, 1567 nucleotides. RefSeq lists its product as uncharacterized. Bases 36 to 1457 code for a protein of 473 amino acids. The transcript is spliced from 2 exons. The record is from RefSeq and is a predicted model, not a curated record. NCBI's taxonomy places the organism in Eukaryota, Metazoa, Arthropoda, Insecta, Coleoptera, Coccinellidae.